This is a messenger RNA of Peniophora sp. CBMAI 1063, 2352 nucleotides long. The record is from the annotation of a GenBank genome assembly. NCBI's taxonomy places the organism in Eukaryota, Fungi, Basidiomycota, Agaricomycetes, Russulales, Peniophoraceae.
AUGCCUCUGAAGGACGAAGAGAAGGACGCUAUUGCAAAGCUCGUCGAAGAACUGGCCGCCACCACCGUCGGCUCCGGUCGGGGAAAAAGACGGAUCGCCGACAUGUUCGAAGAGCUUGUGGACAAAGAGACUUGGCCAGACUAUUAUGAGCUUAUCUCUCAACCUCGCUCCAUCAAUACCGUGCUCGACAAACUCGACGCCGACGAAUAUCCCGACGCACUCGAAGCAUGGGUGGACCUCGAACUCAUCUUCCUGAAUGCCAUGCAUUACAACAAGGCCAAUAGCCAAAUAUGGAAAGACGCUCAGAUACUGAAGGACAAGCUGGGCGACCUCUGGGUCAGCAAGUCAGAGUUACCGCCCACCGCUGCUCCUGCUGCUCCAGCGCACAGACCUGCCACCUCUGUGAGGGCUGGGCCGUCCACACCUGCGGCCCCUCGCGCAUUGCCGGUCAUCGCUCCCGCUCCCAAAGCAGCUCCCGCCACUCCCAUGCAAUCUUUCAUCCCCGCCGCGCCCUCUACGCCCCUUCCAUUCGCUCGCGCAUCGUCUCCCUUCCGUGCAGCGUCGCCAGAUAUGGAUGUUGACGUUGGAGGAACGCCAGAACCCGAAGGUGGUGUGGAUGAGACUGCGCGCGACGAGGAGGGUGUCGCGAUCGUACAGCAACUUGAGCGUGGGUUGCCGCGUUGGCAAGGGCUGGGGGAUCAGGGCUGGACGUGGGAGGCGCCACCCGAGAAAUGGGUAGAUGUGGUGCUGGCGAUUAAGGGGCACAAGGACGCCGUAGGCAAUAGGCUUGCCCCAGCUUUAGAAAACAUACCAGACAACGCAGAUAUGCCAUAUCUGUCGUUCAACUAUCCGCUCUCUUUGAAGAUAAUUGAGCAACGUGCUCGUGACAGAGACUUCGUAUCCUCGAAGGCCUUUGAUCAUGAGAUGAUGCGCCUCUUCGAGAAGGGUCGUCGCUGGUGGGAAAUCGGCACUGAGCAAUAUGGACAUGUCGUUCUCCUCCAGCGCCUCUACCAAGCCCUCACUGGCCCUCAUCCUCCCUCCGGCCCUCCUUACGUAUCUCAGAGUAAUUUCGGAUCUCUGCGUGCAGGUCCAGGUUCUCGGAAUCCGGAGGGAGGACAGAAUGCUGUCACGUCGUUCCGUGUCUCUUCGAAAGACCGCACAACGGCGGAGGAGGUUCAUUAUAAGGGCUGGUCGUUCCGUCUUGCGGACUGGGUUCAUGCAUAUAACUCGGACGACCCUUCCAAGCCGGUCAUGGGGCAGGUGUUCAAGGCGUAUAUAUCGGACGAGCCUGGCCGCAAGGGGGAACCUGGUAUCACUGUAUGUUGGUACUAUCGUCCGGAGCAGACGGUGCACCCCGCACACAGACAAUUCUGGGAGAAUGAAGUCUUUAAGACGAGUCAUUUCGCGGAUCACCCUCUUGAGGACAUCAUAGAGAAGGUCGCCGUACAGUUCACCGCGCGUCACAUCCGUGGUCGUCCUCGACCACCUUACUGGUUUCUCGGAUGGCCUCUAUACGUGUGCGACAGUCGAUACAACGAUCGCGAGCGCGUCUUUGUGAAGAUCAAAAACUGGAACUCCUGCGUGCCAGAGGAGGUACGCAAGAGUCAAGAGUUCAUGCCGAUUUAUCCCUUCGAGCGCAUGGUCUACCCUCGGCGUUUCGAUAGCCCGUUUCUACACGGGCGUGCGCGAGGACCAGGAGGACUUGGUGAUCCCGUCGAUCGUGCGGAUGGCGAGCGCACUGAGGGCGGCGGUACUGGGCGCAAACGAAGCAAGAGGCCGGGCGCUGUCAGCGAUCUCACGGGCCCAACCAAAGGACUGUACGUUGGUGUACCGGGUACAGUGCCUCCUGGUACAAGUGCGGCGGCCAGUGGCAGUGCAGCACCUGGCACGACACGCGCCCAGGCGGCAAGCCAGGCACAGCAAGCCGCUGCGUAUGUACAGCACCAGCAACAGUUACAAGUGCAGAUGGCGCCCACACCGCGAAAGGUCGCUACGCCUGCGCCUAAGGUCGAAGACCGCUCUGUUCUCACGGCUGCUGGUGGCCAGGCCGCUCUUGGCGCGAACGCCUCGCUGGAGAAGCUUCCAGUAGCGACGACCAAGCAUUUUGACCGGGAUCCAGAGUCGAACGCUGUUCUCUGGUUCGCGGCACCGCCCGUAGACGUUCCCCGCGCACCACCACCCCAAUACAGCUUGAAGUACUUGCAUUGGCUGGCGACGAAAAAACGCCGAGUGGAGGAGCGCGAUGCGGGUGAGGACGGACAGGUCAAGCGGCCGAGAUUGACGGCGGCUCAGAGGGUAGCUGCGGCCUUUGCCCAGGAGAUGGUGGCUGAGCGCCGAGCCGUAGAGUCGUAG